Messenger RNA from Acanthaster planci (crown-of-thorns starfish), 2812 nucleotides. RefSeq names its product E3 ubiquitin-protein ligase TRIM45-like. The record is from RefSeq and is a predicted model, not a curated record. NCBI's taxonomy places the organism in Eukaryota, Metazoa, Echinodermata, Asteroidea, Valvatida, Acanthasteridae.
GUAGGUGACAUCAGUCUGGGUCAGGUGGUGACGGAAGGAAAGUGGGGGCAGCAAUGCGUGUUUAGUAGCCAGGGAAUUGGUCCGUUUGAUUGGGCUCGGGUCGUUGCUGCUCGUCAGCCUGAUGAGGUUGCAGUGACUGCGUGGGAAAACAAACGAGUUGUGACAUACAGCAUCGAUGGUAACCCGAAAAGCACAAUUCCGAUGCAAGGAUAUUCACGAGGUAUUGCAGCUACACCCACCGGCAAUCGGUUGGUGGUUGUUGAGGAUAACGCAUCCCACGUGAAUGUCUUCGACAAGGACAACACGCUAGCUUUUCAGUUCCCCACAGUGCCACCGAUUGAGGUCGGUAAGACCGCAGUUGACCUCCAGAGUGUAGCAGUCAAGACAGAUGGAACCAUCGUAGUCGGUGAUAUCGAGAGGAUGGUGCUGACCGAACACAGCCCCACGGAUGGCCAACUCAGAAGCACAAUCACAGUCAAGAUUAAACCUUUUUAUCUGACUGUUGACAGCAGUGAUCGAGUUGUACUCAGUGGAUGCUCAAUGUCAGUGGGUAUUGUUGACAGGAAUGGCGAUACACUGCACACCAUCAGACCUACCAUCAAUGAUGAGGUCGUUCAAUACUGUACUGGUGUAUGCGCAGACAGCGCAGGCAUCUAUGUUGCAAUGCACAAUGGUCUUGGCACCGGUCAUAUCCACCACUAUGACCCUCAAGGUGGCUUUCUCCACUGCAUCGCACAGGGUCUGUGCUCCCCCCAUGGGAUGACAUUCACAGCAGACGGGCAACUGGCAGUAGCCGACUACUACUCCGUGAAGAUAUACCACGAAGUGUGAUAUGAAAUAGUGAUUAAACGUAUGAAUUAAUGAUACGUCAUUCUGAUUGGGGUGCAGUUUCAAUAACAGGCAGGUGCGGCUCUUGGGGGUAGUGAGGUCUUAACCCUCCUAAACAAAUUUAAUGCAAAAUGUAAAAAAAGGAAGGAGAAACAGUUGAUUUCCAAUUUUGCAUAUAUUGUUUGCAAAAUUAAAUGAGUAGCCCAUGAUCAUUCUUUAGACUCCCAAAGUGAAAGGUCAGUGGUCAGUUUCUUGAAAACUUGGUAAGAAACUGUAUAACCUCACUAUGUCUCGGUUAUGAUGAUACAAGAGUGUGUCGGGAAUUCGAGGCAAGUGAGAAAAUAUAUCCAAGUGCCAAGUUUCAUGAUCUGACAAAUCGUUGACUGAUGUAUAUAAAUACCUGAAGCUUCUGCUUACAUCAAAUCUACCGAAUAAUUGGCUUUGCAGUAGGAAUGGAAGAACAUCGUUGAUUUUACAAAGGAGGACCUUUUUAAACGCAGGCGGCAGCGGACGCGCCGGCCCGUUUUGCUUGUACUGGGCUCCCGCGCGUAGUUCAUUUCAUCUGUCGUGGUGAUACCUGAUUUCAUGUUUUAGGAGUUCACUUUUCAAAAGGGAUUUCCCCCAAAUUAGUGUAAAUUCUGCAUCUAUUACACGUAUGUUCAUGCCCCUCACUUAGUUGGUGCGCAUGCGCACUGAAUCCAACUACACUCCCAGAAGCCAGUAAAAUGGCUCUUCACUCGGGCAGCUGGACCCCAAAAAUAAUCGAUCAACAUCAAGCUCAGGUAACGUCUUUUGCCCCUCAUUUCCCUACCGAUUAAAAUUUAAACACUCAAAAGUCCCUUUUGCUAACUUGGACCAAUAAAAGGUUAUUUUCUGCCACAUUUUUGCCCGUCUUUGUCACGUACCUGCAAAAUAAGAGUGAGAAGUUGGUAGUGAGGACAAUAUUUUAGAGGGGAUUGUUUUUUCAGUUUUGCCGGGUUUUCUCUGACAUUUUUCUGCUUGUGAAUGGUGGGGAAUAUCAUGAACGCUCUAGCGAGAAAGCAUCACACAAGAAGGAAAUCGUAUGAAUGAGGGCGGAAAGUUUUUGUUUGUUCCUUUUAAGUUGGGCAAUUUGACGUGAUUGUACGAAUUUUUGCAAUGCAGUAGAUCAACUCGUACGCAAACGUACUCGUAUCCAGGGGUAUGUAUGUAUACGUGUGCACCAUGCCCCAAAUCCGGACAUCUCAUUUUUCACCGCUGCCAAACUCAACGCAGAAAUUUGAACCCGCAUGAAAAACGAACCGCAUUUCAGACAAAUGGCUCUCGAUCUUGAAAUAAAUGAGUUGAUAGAAAAAAAAAUCAGUCUUCCAGACAGUAUCACUGAUGAUCUGAGGGGAAUCCAACACAAGUGUGAGAAUUGGGCACUAAGUAAGGUAAAAAAAAAAAAAAACACAGAAGAUGACGAAAAUGGAUCCCAAUGAAAUAUGGAGUGAAUUUCAAAAAACGGUUUUCUUCCUUGAAGUAACCCUUUUUUGUACAUAAGAGAUACUAGUCUUUCGUGUGGCAUCAAAGUUAUUUGAAGGUAAACUAGGCAAAGUUGUGAAAAUUAGACACAAAGCUAGGUAAAAAACCAAAUUUUCCAAGUUUUAGGGGGUUCAGGGGGCGGAGUCUGCUUGGAAGGUUAAAACACAAAUAAUUCCCGUGCUCUCAAGAAAACAAAACUGCACAAUUGUGGUACAUCGGCGUUACCGUUAUUUUGUGUGCGCUCUAUGAUAUCUUUUGUCUUCUUUUUUAUGUGAAGCGCGCGCAGGCCCUUUUACUUUGAAAUCUUUACGGCGCGUCAAGUUUGAAUUUAUGGCCAAGUGCGAAACUGGAUCGAAAUAGUCUAGAGAUGUACCUCUUGCUGGAAUAAUUGAAUAAUGCUGAGAAAGUAGAACAAAAAAUUGGGAAAGUAUGAAAGGAACAGGAAUAAACUCUGACAAAAUUUGUUUUCUAAUAGAGAGGA